Molecule: messenger RNA, 1863 nt
Organism: Apis florea (little honeybee)
Lineage: Eukaryota; Metazoa; Arthropoda; Insecta; Hymenoptera; Apidae
Gene: Mettl3
Product: methyltransferase like 3
Biological process (GO): RNA methylation; mRNA modification
Cellular component (GO): RNA N6-methyladenosine methyltransferase complex; nucleus
Molecular function (GO): mRNA m(6)A methyltransferase activity
Source: RefSeq, a predicted model, not a curated record
UAAAUUUUUAUUAAACUUAAUUUUUGAUAUUAUUUUUCAUAUACUUAUUAUAUAUAUAAUAUUUCUUUUACAAAUAUUAUCGCGAAGAUAUGUCAGACGCUUUUGAAGAGAUACAGGCAAUUAAAAUAAAAAGAAACAGUUUGCGAGAAAAAUUGCAGAAAAGGAAACGUGAAAGACAUGAAUUAUUUACUCUUACUUCUACAACACCAGUAUCAUCCACCUUGACAAAUGAAUCUUCUCUUUCUAGUGAUUUAAUAGGACAUUCACACCGUUCUGAUCAUAAUGAAUAUGAAAGAGAUGUAUUAUGCAUCUUACAUGAAUCAUUACCCAAUUUACCAAUCACAUCUGCAGAACUAAUAGAUCAACUUCGUAAAAAUUUAAAUGCAGAUGUGUGUUCUUCAGAUAUCCAUAAAAUUUUGGAAAAGUUUGCAGCACAAGAUAUUGUUAAAAUUAAAGAAGUAACAGAAAAUGGUGUCUUUGGAUAUACAGUAUUAUCGGUGGCAGAAUCACAAUCAUCAUAUCAAUCUCAAUCAGAUGAUACUGAAAAUCCAGAAAGUGCAGAAACAUCUGCAUCUGAAUUAAAUGAUUAUGGACCUGCAGAGAAACAGCCUAAAUUAGAUAAGAAAAAUGCAGAGGAUAUAAUGUCACUUAUAUCUAUGCCUACUAUUAGGGAGAAAGAAAAUAAGAAGGUUGGAGAACAAAUUUUAGAUUUAUUAUCAAAGCAAACAUCCAAGGAGAAAUCAUUAGCUGAAAGAUUUCGAUCUCAAGGAGGAGCACAAGUAAUGGAAUUCUGUCCUCAUGGUACACGAAUAGAUUGUGUUAAGUUAAAUGGUGGACCAGGAUUUGCAGAAAAAUGCAAGAAACUUCAUUUCAAAAAGAUUAUUCAAAGUCAUACAGAUGAAUCCUUGGGUGACUGUAGUUUUCUCAAUACUUGUUUUCAUAUGGAUACAUGCAAAUAUGUUCAUUAUGAAGUAGAUGGACCAACAACUCAACCAAAGGAAUCAAAUGAAACAGAUAAUACAAAUAAUAGUACAGUGAAUAAAGGUUUAACAAUAGAUAAUAAAAAUGGUAAUAAUACUUCUUGUCCAGCUCCUAGUGGAUCUUUAGGUAGUGAAUUGACUCUUUAUCCACCACAAUGGAUACAAUGUGAUUUACGUUACCUUGAUAUGACUGUAUUGGGUAAAUUUGCUGUUAUAAUGGCUGAUCCUCCAUGGGACAUUCACAUGGAAUUGCCUUAUGGUACCAUGUCAGAUGAUGAAAUGAGACAAUUAGGUAUACCUGCUCUUCAAGAUGAAGGUCUUUUAUUUUUAUGGGUAACAGGCAGAGCAAUGGAACUUGGUAGAGAAUGUUUACAAUUGUGGGGAUAUGAAAGAGUAGAUGAAAUCAUAUGGGUAAAAACUAAUCAAUUGCAAAGGAUAAUAAGAACUGGUAGGACAGGUCAUUGGUUAAAUCAUGGCAAAGAACAUUGUUUGGUCGGUAUGAAAGAUCCAAGAAUUAAUCGAGGUUUAGAUAGUGAUGUUAUUGUAGCUGAAGUUCGUGCAACUAGUCACAAGCCUGAUGAAAUCUAUGGAAUUAUUGAGCGUAUGAGCCCAGGAACGAGAAAAAUAGAAUUAUUUGGUCGACCACAUAAUGUUCAACCUAAUUGGAUUACAUUAGGUAAUCAAGUAGAUGGAGUUCAUUUGAUUGAUCCUCAACUUAUUAAAGCCUUUAAAAAGCGUUAUCCGGAUGGAAACUCGAUGAAACCUAGUAAAUCAUAAAUAUUUUAAACAAUAUAAAAUAUAUGGAUAAUUAUUUUAUUAUAAAUGUUAUUAGAAUGAAAUUUAGAAUUGCAUUUAAUAAAAUUUGAAUAUAAAUUUCCGAUUU